This is a messenger RNA of Oncorhynchus kisutch (coho salmon), 7235 nucleotides long. RefSeq names its product phosphatidylinositol 4-phosphate 5-kinase type-1 gamma-like. Gene Ontology annotation, biological process: phosphatidylinositol phosphate biosynthetic process. The transcript is spliced from 18 exons. Gene Ontology annotation, cellular component: plasma membrane. Lineage: Eukaryota; Metazoa; Chordata; Actinopteri; Salmoniformes; Salmonidae. The record is from RefSeq and is a predicted model, not a curated record. Gene Ontology annotation, molecular function: 1-phosphatidylinositol-4-phosphate 5-kinase activity. The coding region runs from base 249 to 2435 and encodes 728 amino acids.
GACAGAAUGCACAGCAUCAAGCCAGCGACAGCAGAAAGUGCAGUCGAACCGAGAGGACCUGUGUCGCCGACGGGCUGAUAACCACUGCACGGAUGCCUGGUCCAUAACGGAUAUCACACUGAAUUUGCUUUAAUUUCAUCGUAUGAUUUAGCUGUAGGACGCUGAAUAACAACCGUUCUUUUUCUCCGAAUCGCGCCAUCGCAGUUGGUCUUUCAUUCGGAGGGCUUGCCCUUUCUCCGGGAGUCUGGAUGGAAGCAGCACUGCCAGUAGCUGAGGGAGCGGUUGGGCUGUCAGAGGCCAGGGAAGCGAGUCCUUUUUCCGGGGCCACAGCAUCCGAGGAUGCGGACACUGUCAUUGGAGUAAGCUAUGGAAUGGAUAGCGACUUCGAUUUUUCUGCUAGAAAAGCACACAUCACUGAGCUGCCUGGUGUCUCAGGCCUACCAGGCCAGGGGAAGAGGAUGGGCCACAGGGGAGUGGACGCGUCCGGAGAGACCACCUACAAGAAGACCACGUCGUCUGCCCUGAAAGGUGCCAUCCAGCUGGGCAUCGGCUACACAGUGGGCAACCUGAGCUCCAAGCCUGAGAGAGACGUCCUCAUGCAGGACUUCUAUGUGGUGGAGAGCGUCUUCUUUCCCAGUGAAGGCAGCAACCUGACUCCAGCCCACCACUUCCCAGACUUCCGUUUUAAAACGUACGCUCCCGUGGCCUUCCGUUACUUCAGGGAGCUCUUUGGGAUCAGGCCCGAUGACUACCUGUACUCCCUGUGUAACGAGCCCCUGAUUGAGCUGUCCAACCCCGGGGCCAGUGGCUCUGUGUUCUACCUGACCAAGGACGAUGAGUUCAUCAUCAAGACCGUUAUGCACAAGGAGGCAGAGUUUCUACAGAAGCUGCUGCCUGGCUACUACAUGAACCUCAACCAGAACCCUCGUACCCUGCUCCCCAAGUUCUUUGGCCUGUACUGCAUCCAGUCUGGCGGUAAGAACAUCCGCAUGGUGGUCAUGAACAACGUUCUACCGCGCGCCGUCCGCAUGCACCUCAAGUUCGACCUGAAGGGCUCCACGUACAAACGCUGUGCCUCCAAGAAGGAGAGACAGAAGGCCAAGCCCACCUUCAAAGACCUGGACUUCAUGCAGGACCUGCAGGAUGGCCUGAUGCUGGACCAGGAUAUGUACAGCGCUCUGGUCAAGACACUGCAGAGAGACUGUCUGGUGCUGGAGAGCUUUAAGAUCAUGGACUACAGCUUGCUGCUGGGGGUCCAUAACAUCGACCAGGCAGAGCGGGAGCAGCAGAUGGAGGGAGGAGAGAAGGAUGAGAAGAGGCCCGUGGCCCAGAAGGCCCUCUACUCCACUGCCAUGGAGUCCAUCCAGGGAGGGGCCGCCUGCGGAGAGUCUAUCGACACCGAUGACACGAUGGGCGGCAUCCCUGCAGUCAACGCGAAAGGAGAGCGUCUACUCCUCUACAUCGGAAUCAUCGACAUCCUGCAAUCCUACAGGUUAAUAAAGAAACUGGAGCACACGUGGAAGGCUUUGGUUCACGAUGGGGACACCGUAUCAGUCCAUCGGCCUGGCUUCUAUGCAGACAGGUUCUUCAAAUUCAUGAGCAGCAAUGUGUUCAAGAAGAGCUCCUCCUUGAAGUCUUCUCCGAUUAAGAAGGGUCGUGUGGGCCUGACGGUGCCUAAGUACACCGGCCCUGGAGCCGCCUGGUCAGCCAGCCAGUUGCCCUCGGAGGGAGACGAUAACAUAUAUGACCUGAGAGGAGCACGCAGCUUCCCCACACUGGAGGACGAGGGGCGACCAGACCUUCUACCCUGCACCCCUCCGUCGUUUGAGGAGGCGACCACGGCCUCCAUCGCCACCACGCUCUCCUCCACCACCUCUCUGUCCAUCCCAGAGAGGUCUCCCUCAGAUGCUGGAGCAGAGAACCCCCGCUACAGGUACCAGAACAACAGCUCUGAGAGAAGGAGGCACACCCAGUCUGUCAGCCAUGACGGGAGGACCCAGGAGGAGGUGCGUGAGGAGGAGCAGCAGACCAUCACGGUGGAGGUGGAGGUGAAGAGACAUGACAGCGAGCCCAUCAUCACGGCCCCACAGCCAUCUCCAGAGACCAGUGAGAUACCAGAGGUAGCUGAGGCUUCUGCUGAUGUUGUUGCCCCACCCUCCACCUCUCCCCCGGCUCCUGAGGCCUCUGCUGCUGAGGCCCCUGACCCAGAGGCCCCUGCCAGUUCCAGGUUGGUGGUGGUGGAGGUUGAGGGGGACCGCCGGGGCAGCAUGGUGUCAGGGUCCGGCUGCACCAGCCAAGCCUCCCAGGACGACGAGGAUGACGUAACAAUCACAGACAUCUACUUUCCCCCAGAGGACAGGACCUGGGUGUACUCCCCUCUGCACUAUGGCAGUGAGUCUAAUACCUUGCCGGAUGGGGAGGAGAGCGAGACAUAAACACUCCUCCAUAGACCUGAGAGGAGAAUGACUCUGUGGAGAGAGGAGCCAUCAGAUUGAUCCCCAGGCCUUUGAGUGGCAGGCAGCAGAAUGAUUCUAGUCCUGUCCUGUAUUUUAAACCAUGGAUACAAAAGCAGAACAGACGAAAUACUGUGAGGAAACCCCCCUAGACAUCCCGUUAUCAUUGUGUUGAUGAUAUGAUCCAUUCCUCUCCUUUCACCCCACCUCAACCAAAAAUGACCCUACCAUGAUAAAACAGGGCCUCAAAUGGCUAUGCUACGUCUAGCAUGCCCCAUGAGAACAGGGGCGUUGAGUCGUCUCUGUUACUCGCCACACAUUCCCAACGGUUGAUUAAGUCAAAUGGUCACAUGUAUUUUAUUGAUAUUGAUAGCUUUUUCUUUGUUUUUAGUUUAGUUUCUUUAUUUUCUGAACUUUUUUCACCACUUUAUUUAUUUUCAUAAACAGAAAAGAUUAUUGCUAGACUGUGUUUCACAAAACGUGAUUUUGUGCAUAUUUAUAAGCCUACUGUAUUAUUUGACAGGUUUAUUUUUUAGUUGUCAAGUAUUUAUUUUGACAUUUCUAUCACAGUAUUGCUACACUUCCCAUACACUCCUGCUGAAUGCACCUCUCAUGAGUCUCCAAGCCUCAAAACCAGAUCAUUGCAACACUAACUAAUGUUGAGACAUUGUCUAUCAUUUCAGAAUCCUACAUCAUUACAAUGUCUUCCAGGACCACCCAGCUUUUGGAUAAAUGCAACAACAACAAACAAUUCCAAGCAUAAUGAGUUAUUGAGUUCUCUUAAUAUGAAAUGAAAUGCCAACAGUUUAGCAAUCAAACUUUGGCUCUGGAUUUGAGCUCUGCUGGACAUGGGUAUUAGCCAGGCUAGUAGGCUAACUCAAAGUCCUCCUGACUUCAGAGUGUGGAAAGGCUAUUUUGACGUCGGCACGAUGCGACGAUAAGGAAGGGGAUGUGCUUGUUUUACUGAUUGGUUCUCUUCUGUAUUUUUCUCAUUCCAACACCCACAUGGACAGCCAUUCACAGCUCUCCAAUACAACUGUUGAAUUUUCAAAUCCAAACAACAUGAGGGCUCAACCUCCCCAGGAAAAAAAAGAAAGAAAAAAAAAGUUUGAGAGAACCAAUCAAAACUCAGUACAUUCAGGAGCACAUCUCUGUACAAAUACUGCAUUUACAAUGGCCUCCUUUCCAGACCAGUGUGUCACAGCUCUCCCUUGCUGUGAGUCACUUGAGUCGGAUCAGCCAGGCUAGUGACCUUAGGCUAAUGGAUUGGAUUACUUAGGACAAAUAACAAUAUCAUAUCAUGGCCAGAAUUAAUUCAUACUUCUGUUAUUUAGUAAGGGUUAAUCAGAAAGGGAAUUCAGGCUGCACUUUAUGUAUUAACCAUCAUUAGAUGUGAAAGUGACAUCUUUAUCACAAUCCUCUGGCAUAGGAUUCAUGUUUUUUAGUCUUCAUGUGGAUUACAUGUUUUAAGAUUUAAGUUAAAUUUUUAACAGUUUUAUUGCUCUUUUUCUGUUUCACACUUGGCUGUUUAAAUUAAAGUUGGUGUGUUUGUAUGUCUGUAUGUGAGGCAAGGUGUCAGAACUUGUAAAAUACUUAUGUGCAGUGGCCAGUUAAUCAGUUGUUAAUGUCAUCAAGAGACCAUAGCAGCAAUAUUUUCUACAGUUCAGUAGUUACUUUUAAUUGCCUUAAAUAGACAUUAAAUUUUAAAUAUUGAUUCGAUUUUUCAUUCUAGUGCUGUUGUAUUUAUUAAUUUCAAGUCAUUUGUUCAAUCCCGUGGUUGUGCUCCUGAGAAUGUGUAUAUAGAAUUAUAAAUACAUAUAUUAUAAGAUAUAAAUAUAUUUUCAAUUUGAAUUGGAGAAUAUUAUUUUUAUUUGAUUAAAUUUUUUGCUGCCGGCAAGAAAAGAUGAAGAGCAACACAUGAAUUACUGUACCAUAUGUUUUAAUGAGCUGACAAAAUGCAGCUCUAUUUAUGGUGUAUAAAUCACUGCUGUCUCUGUAUGAUAUCUGUAACUGAAGAGUUUUACUGUACAUGCACAUCAGUAGGGGUUCUUCCAACAGUUUAGCUGUAUUUGUGUGUGUGUGUGUGUGUGUGUGUGUGUGUGUGUGUGUGUGUGUGUGUGUUUUCAAAUCGCUAUGUGCCCUCACUUAGGGAGUCCUUUACAGAGACAGCAUGAUUUAAAAAUGAAUAUGCAUAUCAGAAAUAUGUCUAGUGCAUUGGGAAAGUAUUCAGACCCCUUGACUUUUUCCACUUUUUGUUUACGUUACAGCCUUAUUCUAAAAUAUAUUUUUCAAAAUGUAACCCUCAAUAUACACACAAUACCUCAUAAUGACAAAGAAAAAACUGGUGUUUAGACAUUUUUGCAAGUGUAUAUCAAUUUUAAAAAACUAUCACAUUUACAUCAUUAUUUAGACCCUUUACUCAAUACUUUGUUCAAGCCCCUUUGGCAGUGAUUACAGUGUUGAGUCUUCUUUGGUAUGACGCUACAAGCUUGGCACACCUGUAUUUGGUGAGUUUCUCCCAUUCUUCUCUGCACAUCCUCUCUGUCAGGAUGGAUGGGGAGCUCUGGCUGGGCCACUCAAGGACAUUCAGAGACUUGUCCCGAAGCCACUCCUGCGCUGUCUUGGCUGUGUGCUUAGGGCUGUCCUGUUUGAAGGUGAACCUUCGCCCCCAGUCUGAAGUCCUGAGCGCUCUGGAGCAGGUUUUCAUCAAGGAUCUCUCUGUACUUUGCUCUGUUCAUCUUUCCCUCGAUCCUGACUAGUCCCUCAGUCCAUGCCACUGAAAAACAUCCCCACAGCAUGAUGCUGCCACCACCAUGCUUCACCGUAGGGAUGGUGCCAGUUUCCUCCAGAUGUGACGCUUGGCAUUCAGGCCAAAGAGUUCCAUCUUGGAUUCAUCAGACCAGAGAAUCUUGUUUCUCGUGGUCAGAGUCCUUUAGGUGCCUUUCGGCAAACUCCAAGCGGGCUGUCAUGUGCCAUUUACUGAGGAAUGACUUCUGUCUGGCCUGAUUGGUGGAGUGCUGCAGAGAUGGUUGUCCUUCUGGAAGGUUCUCCCAUCUCCACAGAGGAACUCUGAAGCUCUGUCAAAGUGACCAUCGGGUUCUUGGUCACUCCAAUCAUGUUGUAGAAACAUCUCAAGGAUGAUCAAUGAAACAGGAUGCACCUGAUCUCAAUUUUGAACAAAGGGUCUGAAUACUUAAGUUAUUUCUGUUUAUUUUUAAUAUAUUUGCUAAAAUCAACCUGUUUAUGCUUUGUCAUCAUGGGGUAUUGUGUGUAGAUUGAUGAAAAACAAUCAAUUUUACAAUAAGGUUGUAACGUAACAAAAUGUGGAAAAAGUUAAGGGGUCUGAAUACUUUCCAAAUGCACUGUAUAUCUGUGUAUAUUCAUCUAUUUAUACAUGAGGAUAAAUAGGUGUGUGUGUGUGGACUGUGUGUUUGGACUCAAUAAAGCAGUUAUAUGUCUAUGAAAUAGAGUAUUUGCCCAUGUUUCCAAAGUUGUGUGUGUCUGUAAUUCCAUGUCUAUAUAGCUAAUGUUGGCAAGCAGGGAAUUCCCUCCAUGUGUCUCUCGUGCUACUGUUCAGCGUAUGCUGUGAAAAACAAUCUUCAUUGUGAUGUGCUUGAUUUUCGUGUGGCCUUUUCCCCUUAGCUUGCAAUAAAGCACACAGAAGAUACAUUUUAAGAGAAGCAUAUUGACCUGCUUAGUAUAGAAUUCAACUUUUCAACUGGUGAGAAUAGCAACAUGAUGUUCAAGGCACAGUACUCAAAAAUAUCUUUGAUUUAUGACAUCUUAUCUGAGCAGUACUGGUGAAUGAGGGAGGUAAAGAACAUGUUUCAUAACAACACUCAGGAAAAUGUUACUGUAGUUGGUCCUCAUCACUACAGAAACGUUUCUGAGGUUACCAGUGAGUCACUUGUCAACUGAGCUGAUUAUUAUGCUAAACCACAAAUGAAGUUCAUUACUAGACUGGUGGUUACACUUUUAAGUAGGAGGCCUACAGCUAUAACAAUACAAUUGAAUAGUAGGAAAGUGUUUAAAUAUGUUAUGCAAUCAUGGUUUUAUUAUGUCAAAAUUAUGAGGUUCUUAUGAAAUAUUUUGACAUGCAUUGAUCCUUAAUUAGUCUGUUCUAAUGAAAUGUAAUACAUGUUCUCAACAGUUGUUUGCACCGUUACCUGCCCAUAUUGUGGCUAUAUAAUCUUUAUUUUGAUUGUCUUUUUAAAUUGAAUUUUCUCAUUGGUAUUUUGCUUGAAUGUUUUAGAUAAGAGAAAAUAUGCCCUGUGACAGUGCCAUUCCAUUAAAACAUUGAGCUAUAUAUCUGAGACCAGUGACAUUAAAAUGUCUUGUCAAAUGUCUGGUCCCGUGUGUCUCAGUUGGUAAAGCAUGCCGCUUGCAACGCCAGGGUUUUAGGUUGAUUCCCACGGGGGACCAGUAAGAAAAUGUAUACAUUCAGUACUGUAAAUCGCUCUAGAUAAGAGCGUCUGAUAAAUUUCUGAAAUGUAACCAAAAGAAACUGUCAAAGCGCUGGGAUGAUUCAAUUGUAUGUCCUUCUCUUAAUUUAUAUGUCAAUAAAAAGUUGCGGAAAAACAAAUUAAGUAAAACAAAAUCAUUUUUAAAACGAAUACCAACAUGUCUAUUUAUGUCAAUGCAUUCACUACUGUAAAUCGCUCUGGAUAAGAGCGUCUGAUAAAUUACUAAAAUGUAACUAAAAUAAACGGUCAAAGUGCUGGGAUGAUUCAAUUGUAUGUCAUUCUCUUAAUUUACAUGUCAAUAAAAAAAAACGAAUACCAA